Messenger RNA from Diuraphis noxia (Russian wheat aphid), 1158 nucleotides. It is a transcript of the gene Vps20, whose product is annotated as vacuolar protein sorting 20. The record is from RefSeq and is a predicted model, not a curated record. NCBI's taxonomy places the organism in Eukaryota, Metazoa, Arthropoda, Insecta, Hemiptera, Aphididae. Gene Ontology annotation, biological process: late endosome to vacuole transport via multivesicular body sorting pathway; vesicle budding from membrane. Gene Ontology annotation, cellular component: multivesicular body; ESCRT III complex.
UUUGAUAUAUAGAAAAUUAAUAUGUGAAUAUUGUGAAUAAUUAACUGUGAUUAACGCUUAACAGAAACUAUAACUACUUACUCUUACAGUCAAUAAACCACGUACCACGAUAAAAAAAAAAUCUUUAUCCUUAAUCGAGCAACAGUCUGUUCGAUAAUAUUUGUAUUAAAUUUGUACUAUUUUUUUCAUGUAUUAAAUAUUAAUUAUCUAAUAUAAUUCUAAAUUUAAUAUUUUGCCUAACAAAAGAAUUCCAUUUCAAAACCUUGAAUUUUGAUUAGGCAUAGAUAUAUGAGUUAAUUAUUAUUUAAUAUUUAUUUAUUAUUUGAAUUUCUUACAUUGAAAUCAACUGUUCUACGUUUCGUUAAUCGAUACUGGAUUGCCUUAUGCUGAUUACUCUUGUCAAAAAUUAUUUUUCAAUAUGGGAAUGUUAUUKGGAAAACCCAAAGUCUCUCGUAUUACCGAUCACGAUCGAGCAGUUCUGCAAAUGAAACAGCAAAGAGACACCUUAAAGCGAUAUCAACAAAGAGUUGAAAAAUUACUAGAAAGUGAAAGAGAACUCGCUAAAAGACUACUGUCCGAAAACAAAAGAGAAAAAGCAAAGCUGUUGUUGAGAAAAAAGAAAUACCAAACAGAUCAGCUUGAGCGUACUGAAGCAUCUUUGGAUACAAUUGAAAAAUUAAUUCAAGAUUUAGAAUAUACUCAAAUAGAAUCSAAAGUUAUUGAAGGCCUUAAAGUUGGAAAUUUAGCGCUUAAAAAAGCAAACGAAUUGUUUAAUAUCGAACAUAUUGAGCAACUCUUGGAUGAAACUAAAGAAGGAAUCGAUAAACAAAAAGAAAUAACCGAUUUACUUAGUGGAUCCUUGUCCACUGAAGAUGAAGAAGCAGUUGAAGCUGAAUUAAAUGAAUUAAUUGCCGUGGAACAUCAAAAAGCUGUAGAUAUAUUACCAACUGUACCAUCAGAUGAAUUACCAGUAGCUGUUCCAGAGACCAAAGAAAAAGAAAAAUUGCCAACAAAGAAGAUUGCUUUAGAAGCUCAAUAAAAUAAAUUUUAUUUUCAGUUAAAAUGUUACUGAAUUAAAGGCAGAGUCAAUUUAUUUUUAACAUAUUAAAAUUUUUAUUUUCUGUUAUUGUGUUCAAUAUAAAAAAGUUGUAUUUUUAA